Phaedon cochleariae (mustard beetle) is the source of this 3846-nucleotide messenger RNA. NCBI's taxonomy places the organism in Eukaryota, Metazoa, Arthropoda, Insecta, Coleoptera, Chrysomelidae. The record is from the annotation of a GenBank genome assembly.
AGUACAUAUUAUCACGUAUAGCCAUUGCUGAUCACUUUAUAUGUUUUCAAUACGUCAAAGUUCAUUCUAAUUUGAGACUAAGUAAUUGUGUAAUAUACGAACGGUUUAUUCAAUCUAGAGUGCGGUGGCGAGUUGACGAUCCUCGCUUGUUUAAACAAUUCGACAUCACUCGGUUCCAUCAAGUAAUUUCCAGGAUGACACUUGUUCGGCUCUCGUUGAUCCUAAGACAAUUUUGAUGCUGUUAAAAUCAUGUUCAUGACCAGUGGAAACAAUUAACGUUGUACAGAUGACAUCAGAUGGACGGGAACCUGUUAUUGUGCCCAGUAACAGUCACAGGAAUGGCCAAAUGACUAGAUAUACAAAUGCGGAUUUCGCUGAUGAUGACAGUGUCAACAGUGUUCAACUAAACGAAGGAAUAAGUAGCAGUACCACUCAUAUAAGGUACCACGCUGGUACGACAGUUUGGAAGAUGCGCUCACCGUUAGAAAAAGUCCUUCUGCUUCUAGUAGGAGUAUUGCUGUUCGUCAUAUUCAUUUUAGCCAUUAUCCUCCACAUAACAGAACACAGGCUCAGAGAUACUAAGUUCAUGAUUCCAUUCGAAAGCAACCAUCAAGGUCCGUGCCUAAAUAGCACUUGCGUGCAUAUAGCCAACAAUAUUCUCGAAGCCAUGGACGUCACUGCUGAUCCUUGCGAAGACUUUUACGCAUAUUCUUGCAACGGCUGGGUCAAAGCCAACCCCAUUCCAGAUGCCAAGACCACAUGGGGCACCUUCAUGAAACUGGAACAGCAGAAUCAGCUCGUUGUCAAACGGGUGCUAGAGCAACCUAUCGAGACAUUGAAGUCCAAGGCUGAACAGAAAGCUAAAAUGUAUUACGAAUCGUGCUUGGAUGUGAAUGAUACAGUUGAAACCUUAGGAGCCCAACCCAUGUUGGAUCUUUUGAUAAAGCUAGGAGGAUGGAACAUCACUGAUAGCGGCUUCAAUAUCACCACCUGGACAUUGCAGAAUAUCACCCAGACCAUACAGAACAAGUUCAACAUAGGUGGUCUCUUCUCUUAUGCUGUUGGUGAGGACGACAGAAAUUCCACCAGACAUGUCCUGCAGAUAGACCAAAGCGGUUUGACCUUACCAACCAGGGACAAUUACUUGAACAAGACCAAGGAGCACGUGAAGGUUCUAGAAGCUUAUAAGGAAUACAUGACCAAGGUUGGAAUUCUUUUGGGAGGUGAACCUAACUCGACGAGAAAACAUAUGGAAGACAUAGUCGAGUUUGAAACCAAACUAGCCAAUAUCACAACCCCAAAUGAGCUGAGGAGAGAUGAGGAAAAACUGUAUAAUUUGAUGACCAUUGCGGAGCUGCAAGAGAAAGCACCAUUUAUAGAUUGGAGAAAGUUCUUCGAAAAUGCGAUGAGGCUGGUGAAUAAAAAAAUAACCAGCAAGGAACCAGUCGUGGUUUAUGCUCCAGAAUAUCUCAAGAAUCUGACAGUUCUGAUCAAGAAAUACAAUCAAACCGAUGAAGGAAAAAUUAUAUUGAACAACUAUAUGGUAUGGCAAACAGUGAGAGUCUUCACCGUAUGUCUCUCCAAGGCCUUCAGGGAUGCUUAUAAGGGACUAAGAACAGCCCUUAUGGGCUCCGAUGGUGCCGAAGAGCCCCAAUGGAGGUAUUGCAUUCAAGACACCAAUUCUGUGCUAGGGUUCGCCAUUGGUGCUAUUUUUGUGAGAGAAGUGUUCCAUCAAGACUCCAAAAUACAAGCUGAAGAGAUGAUCAACAACGUCAGGAAUGCUUUCAAGAAGAAUUUCAAGAAUCUGAAGUGGAUGGACGAAGAUACUAGAAAAGUAGCAAUUGCUAAGGCUGAUGCUAUUUCUGAUAUGAUAGGUUAUCCGGAGUUCGUUAAAGACGUCAAUCAACUGGACGAGAGAUUCGAAAAUUUGUCUGUGAGAAGUGACACGUAUUUCCAGAACAACAUCCAAAUACUCUUCUAUAAUCUCAGGAAAAAUUUGGAGAAAAUCAACGAGCCAGUCAACAAGACAACAUGGAGCAUGCCUCCAUCGACGGUCAACGCCUACUACACGCCUACAAAGAACCAGAUGGUGUUCCCGGCAGGUAUAUUGCAGAGCCCAUUCUAUGAACCGUCAUUUCCCGAGAGCCUCAACUAUGGCGGCAUGGGCGUGGUUAUGGGGCACGAGCUGACCCAUGGGUUCGACGAUCAGGGUAGGCAGUUCGAUAAGUUCGGCAACCUCAACCAUUGGUGGAAGAACAAGACCAUUGAGAAGUUUAAGCAAAGGACCAAGUGUGUGGUUGAUCAAUAUAAUAAAUAUCAAAUAAACGGUAAAAACAUCAACGGUAACCAAACUCUUGGAGAAAAUAUCGCCGAUAAUGGAGGUCUUAAAGCAGCUUACCAUGCUUAUUUGGACUUGAUGAAAGAUAAAGCAGAGCCUCAAACCCUACCAGGGAUCCCAUUGAACCACAGGCAACUAUUUUUUGUUGCAUUUGCGCAGGUUUGGUGUUCAACUGUUACAAAAGAGGCUACUAACCUCCAAAUAGAGAAGGAUUCUCAUUCUCCCGCACAAUAUAGAGUAAUUGGAGCUUUGACAAAUCUCAAGGAGUUCAGUCAAGAAUUUGGUUGCCCAAUCGGUUCUAGAAUGAACCCUAGAAAUAAAUGCGAAGUUUGGUGAAGCGAUUUCGAGAAUUUUUAAUUAGAAAAAUCUACUAAUGUGGGUCCAGAGGUUAGCAUCAUACACAUAAGGCUUCCUUUCAUAUAGAAAAAUAGUAUUCUGCCAGUUACAUUUCGGAAGUUCCGAUAGUGGGAGUUGGUGAUACGAUUUAGAUCGAACAAAAAAUGGCCCAAGGAAAUGAUUUUUCAGCUCAGCUAUAGUUUCAUAACCCCAUUGCUCUUGAAAGAGUAUUUAUUUCAAGAUAUCCGUAGAAGGUGUUUGUUUUAGCUUGCGCCUUGAUUGGAAAAACUUUGUUACCUAGAACAAUUGAACAUCAAGAAUACAGUGAUUGCAGUGUCAUUCAUAAAGGCGGCAUUUAAUAAUUUAUUUCGAAAAAUGCGUUGAGUUUUGCUUUGAAAUAUAUAUGAAAAAUGGACUACUUGAACUUGUAAUGAUUCUAUUUUUUUAUAUUUUUUCAAUUUCUGGGAAAUGUCUUCAAUAUGAGAAAAAAAUUAACACCGACAAAACUAUAGUAACUUAUCAUGCUACUAACUUUCAAUCACUAAUUAUCAUUGACUAUCCCACUCUUGAUCUCGAGAACCAAUCAGAAUCGACCAUUUUCAUGGUUUCUUCUGUAUUCUAGCGAUAUUUUUUGUUUAUUAAAUUUUAUCGGACUUGCUCUACCAAUACAGAAGCCGAAUUGACUCACACGUGACCAACAAACCUCGUUUAUCAGCGAUAACAUUUUGACAUCGUUUCUGGUCAAGAUUGCUUUGGAUGUUUGGAUUCAAAUCUGAGACAAUAACCUAAGCUCUUACUUUAUUUUAUUUACUUAUAAUUCGCGUUAGUGAGACAUUUUGUGCGAAAGGCGAGACAAUUUUUUUUUCUGGCUGGACGUUUCAUGUGUAAUUUAAGAAGUUUGCAUAUUUGUUGACGGUCUGACACAACAAUACUAGAAUUCAAAUUCCUUUCAAAACUAAUCUUCUUCAAUCACUCAAGUUAUUGUGACUGAUAUAAAUACCAGAUGAUGAAGCGCAAUUGAUAGGGUUGUUGCGAGAAGAUGCGAAGGUCGAUGGUUCGAGCCCCUCGGCGACGACAUCUUUUUUUAAAAUUAUUUCAUGUCACAUAAAUUCAAUUCAUUUUGUUUGAAUUGGAUAGCAAUUGUAUACGCUCUUUUGAGAGCAACCAUCUCC